Messenger RNA from Lodderomyces parapsilosis, 318 nucleotides. RefSeq names its product Cox19p (gene COX19). The record is from RefSeq and is a predicted model, not a curated record. Gene Ontology annotation, biological process: mitochondrial respiratory chain complex IV assembly. Bases 1 to 318 code for a protein of 105 amino acids. Gene Ontology annotation, cellular component: mitochondrial intermembrane space. Lineage: Eukaryota; Fungi; Ascomycota; Pichiomycetes; Serinales; Debaryomycetaceae. The transcript is spliced from 2 exons.
AUGGCAACAGGAGCACCAGGAGGUAAUUUCAGAACUUGGACACCAACUCCACCCGAGCGUGGGUCGUUCCCAUUAGACCACGAUGGUGAAUGCAAAGAGCAAAUGAUGAAGUACCUUAAAUGUAUGAAAUACACAGAGAAUAAGAAUGCUCCAAACUGUCGGAUAUUAGCCAAAGACUAUUUGAAGUGCCGGAUGGAUAAUCAGUUGAUGGAAAAGAGUGAUUGGGAUUCGCUAGGGUUGGUUAAUCUACCAGGGGAUAAAGAUAGUCAUGGCAAUACUAAAGUUGUCAAGAAAGAAGAACAAAGUAGUCUGAAGUGA